This is a messenger RNA of Impatiens glandulifera, 1223 nucleotides long. RefSeq lists its product as uncharacterized. The coding region runs from base 113 to 967 and encodes 284 amino acids. The record is from RefSeq and is a predicted model, not a curated record. The transcript is spliced from 6 exons. NCBI's taxonomy places the organism in Eukaryota, Viridiplantae, Streptophyta, Magnoliopsida, Ericales, Balsaminaceae.
GAGUUGCUGUCGGCGGCUUCCGUCUUUAACAAUAUCGUUCUAGAUUUCUCCGUCCAUUCCAUUCCCAUUUCAUUUCAUUUCAAUUCUUUCAUUUCUAUUUCCUAAUCGAGCGAUGAUGAUGAAGAUGGGUUUUCUCGCACCUUAUUCAUCCACUAUUCUCACUCCUCCCAAAAUCCUCCCCAAGUUCUACGGUUUUUCUCGAAUCCGUUUCUACAAGACUGUGAGGAAUCCCAGUUUCUUAUUUAGAAUCGACGCGAUUUCUCGAUCUAUCACCCGCCCUAUCGCGGUUUGCUCAUCCAACCAAAAGCCGGAGAAUGCCCAAGUGGAGACGCGUCAGUCAGAAGAGAUUUCAGGAGGCGAUCUUACGGCGGAAGAGAAGAAAAAUGUUAGAGAGAGCUGGAACGUUGAAGUGGGAAGCCCUUCUCUACGGUCCCAUUUGCCUGCCGCUAAGAUGAGCUUGAAUGACAAAGCUUUCUUUCUUUUGACAUUCACUGCUUGCACGACUUCAGUGGCAUUUACAAGUCUUGUCAUUGCAACUAUUCCAACCCUAUAUGCAAUGGGUAGAGCUGCAAUAUCAAUGUCGAAGCUAGCAGACACGGUAAGAGAGGAGCUUCCUAGUACAAUGGCUGCAAUAAGACUUUCUGGAAUGGAAAUUAGUGAUCUUACUCUGGAGCUGAGUGAUCUAAGUCGUGAGGUAACUGAUGGGGUGAACAAAUCUGCACAAGCUGUGAAAGCAGCUGAGGCUGGGGUUCGAAAAAUCGGUUCUCUUGCCCGCCAACAGACAAUGUCUAUGAUAGAGGAAAGGGCAAACCUGCCCACCAUUUCAUUACAACCAGUAGUAACAGGUGCAGCAAAGAAGACUUCUCGUGCUGUUAGCCAAGCCACGAAGUCCUUGAUGAAUAUGCUCUCUGGCGUAGACAAGGAUGGCGAUGAUGAACAUGAAUCCUCCUCAAACAGAUUAGUAUGAUUUCUUUCCUUGUUUGUUGAUUCUACCUCGAGCUGGUUAAAGCUGAACCGGGUAUAUGCAAGAAACCUUUUUUAGGUAGGAUCCAAGCUUUGUAUUUUUGUCUGUAUGAGAAAAUCUAGGUUAAUAGAAACACUCUCUUGCCGUAUGUAUAGAUGAAUGAUGUUACAUUUCACCUAACAAAUAAAACCAAAAUAUAAGGUACUCUGUUUUUGUCUGUCUUUGUUUCAACGUACACUUACAGUAAGAAGUUUUGUUA